AUGGCACAGCGCGCGCCGUUCCCCAACGAUCCCGACACGUUCGACGGCGACGACCGCAUCUCGUACUCCACGCAAGACGGGCGUUUCCUGCUGGAGGAUGAGGAGGGCGAAGAGUGGGAGUGGCUGACAGGCCCGGGCAAAUGGUCCAAGACGAUGGAUGAAGCUGCGAUCCAGCAACAGCAAGAGAUCUACAAGGUGCAGGGCGUCGAUGAGGCCGCCCCGGCCUUGAACCCGGCCAAGAAGCGCAAGGAGGCGCAGUCGGACGACGCGGAGAACAGGUCCAAGAGCGCCAAAACCGCCACCUCGAGCCAUGCCGGAGCCACUACCAAGCCGAAUGCCACUGCUGCUGCCAGACCGCCCCGCCAGAACACCGCUGUGUUCGUGACUGGCCUGCCGCAGGAUGUUGACCAUGAAGAACUUAGGGACCACUUCAAGAAAUUCGGCUUGAUCUCCGAGAGUAUCGAUGACAACGAGAAGCGCGUGAAGCUGUACAAUGACAAAGACGGCAACUUCAAGGGCGAGGCAUUGAUCAUCUACUACCGGCCCGAGUCGGUCAGCCUCGCCAUCGACAUGGCGGAUGGCGCCUACUUCCCGCGACGUGAAGCCACUGCGCCCACGGCACCAAUCUCAGUCGUCGCAGCCGACAGUAGCUUCAAGGCGCACAAGGAUGACACCGUUGCAGAAGAGCGUCCAAAGGGCAAGCUGAAGGGAUCUCGCGCCAAAGCCAAGCAGAAGGCGGAGGAGAUGAACAGUCGUCUGGCGGACUGGUCGGACGAUGAGCCAUCAGCAAUACAGCAGACAUCCUCGCGAUUUGACAAGGUUGUGGUCAUCAAGAACGUCUUUACACUCAAGGCAUUGCAGGAGGACAAGGACUACUACGAGGAUACCAUGGAGGACAUGCGCGAAGGAGCAGAGGCACACGGGGAGAUUAAGAACAUCACUUUGUUCGACAAGGAGGAGGAUGGCGUCGUCACAAUUCGCUUCAGCAAUGCCAUGGCCGCCAAAGCUUGCGCAGAUGCCUUCAACGGAAGACUCUACGAUGGUCGCCGACUCGAAGCCUCGAUCGCCAAGGAUACGGAGAAGUUCAAGAAGAGUCGCAAGGCUAAAAUUGAAGACGACGAGGAGGCCAAGCGCCUGGAGGACUACAGCAACUUCAUUGAGGGCAAGAGUGAAAAUGUCACUGCUGCUGCUGGAGGUGAACCAUCCUGA
Fulvia fulva is the source of this 1209-nucleotide messenger RNA. RefSeq names its product Splicing factor U2AF-associated protein 2. Lineage: Eukaryota; Fungi; Ascomycota; Dothideomycetes; Mycosphaerellales; Mycosphaerellaceae. The transcript is spliced from 5 exons. The coding region runs from base 1 to 1209 and encodes 402 amino acids. Gene Ontology annotation, cellular component: U2 snRNP; U2-type spliceosomal complex. Gene Ontology annotation, molecular function: RNA binding. The record is from RefSeq and is a predicted model, not a curated record.